Messenger RNA from Zerene cesonia (dogface butterfly), 1740 nucleotides. It is a transcript of the gene Rlip, whose product is annotated as ralA-binding protein 1. Gene Ontology annotation, biological process: small GTPase-mediated signal transduction. Lineage: Eukaryota; Metazoa; Arthropoda; Insecta; Lepidoptera; Pieridae. The transcript has 8 exons. The coding region runs from base 16 to 1674 and encodes 552 amino acids. The record is from RefSeq and is a predicted model, not a curated record. Gene Ontology annotation, molecular function: GTPase activator activity; small GTPase binding.
UUUUGAAAUCGCGAUAUGCAUCACCUGCGUAGCGUGUUUACGAAGGAGAAAGAAGAAAAGGCGAAAUUUAAAUUGGAAUCAAAAGAAAAAUUAAAAGAUGACAAGAAAGAGAAAGUAAAAGAUAAAGAUAAAGAAAAAAUUAAGGAUAAAGAAAAGGAGAAGGUGAAAGAAAAAGAUAAGGAUAAGAAAGAUAAGAAACUGACGAAAGUCCCAUCGACAGUAACUACAGGGGUGCCAUUUGAAGAGAUUUUUACUCUUGGAGUCGCUCUGCCAAUAUUCGGAGUUCCAUUGCAACAGUCUGUGGAACGUUCGAGAUGUCACGACGACACCGGGCUACCACUGGUUGUGAGGGACAGCAUCGAUUACUUGCAGGCUCACGGUAUAAAAUCCACUCAGAUGUAUCGCACGGAGCCGGAUAAAAUAAAACUGCAGCAAUUGCGGAAACUCUAUACGGACCGCGGGCCCACAUUCCCUUACCAUUGGGAUGUUGCAGUCGCGUGUGCUAUGCUCAAGAGCUUUAUUAGUGAACUCCCCGAGUCCAUUCUCACGCAAGAGUUGCACGGCCAGUUCGAGCAGGCCACGGCUAUAGCCGAGCCGCAGAGAGAGGCGACCAUGCUGGCCCUCGUCGACAAGCUGCCGGCCGCCAACCACAGCCUGCUGGCCUGGCUCAUGAGGCACUUUGAGAGCGUUUUAGCCAAUGAACAGAUAAAUCACGUGAAUAUUCAAAUUCUAUCGAAUGCAAUGGGUCCAGCGUUGAACAUGUCACAGAAUCUACUAUCGUACCUCAUCAGCAAAGCAGAUAAACUCUUCCCAGAUGUUCGUUUGACUAAAUACGUGCCACCGCUCCAGUCGAUACCGGCCGACUUCCCGGAGACAGCUGGUGAGAUCAGCUCGGAGCUGCGCAAGCAGGAGUCGCUCCUGAGCCAAAUCCACUCGGAAAUGCACGCGGGCUUCACGACGCCGGCGCGCGACCAGCAGCUGUGGGAGGCGCAGAGGAUCGUCACGCAGCUUAAGAGAAAACUACGGGCAGUUCAAAAAUCUGUUGAGCCGCACUCGUUGUCAAAUCAGCAGCCGUCGAUCGACGACAAACAGGAAGAUGCUCAAACCACACAAACAAACGAACAAACUGACGAAGAACAAAAGAGACAAGAAGAUACAUCGAGCAAUGAUGUAACAGAUAAUAAAGAACCAGAUGUACCAGUUCAAGAUCCAACAUUCCCUGUAGACUUUGACUCGCCCAACGCGGACGCAUUUCCCGUAGAAUUCGAAGAUAAUUUCGAUUUUAAACCAGAAACUAAAGAAACAGAAGCAGUGGAUGUCAUAGAGAAACCGAAAUUCACGGAAAAAGAACUGAAAGUACUAAGACUGCAAUUGGAAAACGCGGAAUAUCUCCAGCUCAAAUCACUGCUGCAGGCGAAAAUCAAUUCGGAACAGUUUGAAAUUGUUAAACUUAGGAGUCAUGUUGCUUUGAAGAAUAAACAAGAAGGUGGCUUACACAAGGAAAAGGAGAACAGUACUCAAGAAGACCAGGAAUUGAAGCAACGGUUGAUUAAAGAAAAUGCUCUGUUGGAGCAAAAACGACUCGCUUUAGUUAAUCAGAUAUUCCAAGAGAGAGUCGCGUGUAUUCAAUUGAAGAUUGAGCUGGCUAUGAAGGAGAUUAUGUCUAAGUCGUAAUUUAUGUAUAAUUUAAGGAAAAUAUAGAUCUAUGUAUUUAUUGAUUAUGUAAUAGAAAUUAUGAAA